GGGCCCGUGAGGACGGGCUAGUGGCGGGCAGCGAGGGUCGGCCUGGCCCCAUGCUGCUGCCACUAGCCUGCCUGCACGGGCGGGUGGCGCAGUGCUUGACCUCCCUGCUUGUGCUCGCGGAACCACUGCCCAAAACCCGGCGCAGCGCGCGGCUGCCGACUAGUGCAGAGGCCGCUGCGGCAGCGAAGAUGGCUGCGGAGCUGUACCCGCCCGCCGGCCCGGCCACUGCCACCGACAUCGCCAACAGCAACGCGGCGGGCGCGGCGGCGGGCGCGAGCCGGAAGGCCAGCCCUUGCAGCCCGCCCUGCCAGGCGCCCGCCCCGCCGCCACCCACGCCCGCGCCGCCCGCACCCGACAACAACAACCUGGAGAGCCCCAACUGGCAGUCCUUCCACCCCACGCUGCGCGAGAGGAACGCGCUGAUGUUCAACAACGAGCUCAUGGCCGACGUACACUUCAUCGUGGGGCCCCUGGAAGCCUCCAGACGUGUGCCUGCCCACAAGUACGUCUUGGCCGUCGGCAGCUCUGUCUUCUAUGCCAUGUUCUACGGGGACCUGGCGGAAGUCAAGUCAGAAAUCCAUAUUCCCGACGUGGAGCCCACUGCAUUCCUGGUCUUGUUAAAGUACUUGUACAGCGACGAGAUUGAUCUGGAGGCGGACACAGUGCUUGCCACUCUGUAUGCUGCUAAGAAGUACAUUGUGCCCGCGCUGGCAAAGGCCUGUGUCAACUUUCUGGAGACAAGUCUAGAAGCCAAAAACGCCUGUGUCCUGCUGUCCCAGAGCCGGCUGUUUGAGGAACCUGAGCUGACUCAGCGCUGCUGGGAGGUCAUUGAUGCUCAGGCUGAGAUGGCCCUGCGCUCUGAAGGCUUCUGUGAAAUUGACCGACAGACGCUGGAGAUCAUUGUGACCCGAGAAGCCCUCAACACCAAGGAGGCAGUGGUCUUUGAGGCCAUCCUGAACUGGGCUGAGGCAGAGUGCAAGAGGCAGGGCCUCCCAGUAACCCCACACAACAAGAGGCAUGUUUUGGGACGAGCCCUCUAUCUGGUCAGAAUUCCAACUAUGACUCUGGAGGAGUUUGCCAACGGUGCUGCCCAGUCAGACAUCCUGACUUUGGAGGAGACUCACAACAUCUUCUUAUGGUACACUGCGGCCAACAAGCCCCUCCUUGACUUUCCCCUGACCAAGAGGAAGGGCCUUGCCCCACAGAGGUGCCAUCGCUUCCAGUCUUCUGCCUACCGCAGCAACCAGUGGCGGUACCGGGGGCGCUGUGACAGCAUCCAGUUUGCAGUGGACAGAAGAGUGUUCAUUGCUGGGCUGGGCUUGUAUGGGUCUAGCUCUGGGAAGGCUGAGUACAGUGUGAAGAUCGAACUCAAGCGGCUAGGGAUGGUACUGGCCCAGAACCUGACCAAGUUUGUGUCGGAUGGAUCCAGCAACACCUUCCCUGUUUGGUUUGAGCACCCAGUCCAGGUGGAACAGGACACUUUUUACACUGCCAGUGCUGUCCUGGAUGGCAGUGAGCUCAGCUACUUUGGGCAGGAAGGGAUGACAGAAGUACAAUGUGGAAAGGUGGCCUUCCAGUUCCAGUGUUCCUCAGACAGCACCAAUGGGACUGGGGUUCAGGGUGGACAGAUUCCAGAGCUCAUCUUCUAUGCCUGAGGUUACAGGGGCUGGGGAAGGUUUGCCACCAGGCCCUUCCUCUGCUGCCCAGUAAGUGCAGGGGAAGUGCAGGACACUGCCAGCUGCCUUACCGACACCACCAAAGGCUCCCUGUCUCAGCCCAAGUCUGAAAAAGGCAACUUCUCUUCACAGUCCAAGCCUGGCAAUCUUAGGUGUCUCCUGACAUUGGGGUACAUGCCACAAAGUGGCAGGCAGAGCUGGACCCAAGGCAGGCUCCAGAUCUGUCCAGUGGUACCCAAGCUUUGGGUACUUGGAAAUCCUUCCCACUCCUUUGGAUUCUUAGGUGGCUUCAAGCUUACCUCGAGACCUUCUCUUCAAACUACAAAUUGCUGAAAAGGCACUUAGAAUAGUUCCAUUCUAUUUAAGUGGAUUUUGGUAAUAAAGGUUUCACAGAACAAAAGCUGUAAA
This is a messenger RNA of Jaculus jaculus (lesser Egyptian jerboa), 2084 nucleotides long. RefSeq names its product BTB domain containing 6 (gene Btbd6). The record is from RefSeq and is a predicted model, not a curated record. Gene Ontology annotation, molecular function: protein binding. Bases 51 to 1655 code for a protein of 534 amino acids. Lineage: Eukaryota; Metazoa; Chordata; Mammalia; Rodentia; Dipodidae. Gene Ontology annotation, cellular component: cytosol. Gene Ontology annotation, biological process: neurogenesis. The transcript has 4 exons.